AUGAUGCUGCUGGCCGUGCUUCUAGUUCUGAGUCUUGGUACUGAAACAUCCUCCGAGUCAUCUUUGAUAACUAUCCAGUACCACGUUUGGGAGGAGCAGUCUGCAGGAACCCAGGUCGGCCGUCUGGUAGAUGACCUCUGGCAGCGGGAUGAAGCGGGUCCUCUGGAAGAUUUCCAGGUAGUGGAGCAGGGAAAAGCCCUUCCUUUUUCUGUCACUCCUCGGGAUGGAGUUGUCUCCACCCAGGUUAGGCUGGACAGAGAGGAGCUGUGUCGAGGGUCUGACCUGUGCAAAGUAGUCUUCAGUGUCUUGUACAGAAAAAGUGGAAUUAUAAACUGCCUACGGGUUUGUGUGGAGGUGAUGGACUUGAAUGACCACAGUCCCAGCUUCCCCAGUGCUCUACAGGAAGUGGAAAUAUCAGAGACUGCCAGCCUUCAGAUGCGAAUCCCUUUAGAACGAGCAGUUGAUCCUGAUGCAGGGCCCAACGGCCUGCAGAACUAUUCCCUAUCUGUCAACCCACACUUUGCUCUAAAUGUAAUAACUGCACCAGGAGGUACAAAACAGGCAGAGCUGGUGGUCAUUCAACAACUGGAUAGAGAAACUCAAGACUCCUUUGACCUCAUCUUGGUGGCAUCUGAUAAAGGCAAUCCACCAAAGUCUGGGAGCACAUUGCUCCAUGUAAGGAUUCAAGACUCAAAUGAUAACAGCCCAACUUUUGAAAACAGUAGUCCAACUGUGAUACUACCUGAAGAUACAGUCAUUGGGACAACCAUCAUCAAGUUAACAGCCACUGACCCAGACCAAGGUACUAACGGGGAGGUCGAGUACUCAUUCAGUAAGCUCACUCAUCCUGAUGUUCAAAAACUGUUUCAUGUGGACUCACAAACUGGAGAUGUGAUCACAAAGGCACCUCUGGAUUAUGAAACUGAGUCAUUGCAUGAGCUGAUCAUACAGGCCACUGAUCGUGGCCCAAAUGGGAUUCCUGCUCACUGUAUGCUGCAUGUCCAGCUUAUUGAUGUGAAUGACAAUGCACCGAGGAUUCGUACAACUUGGACUUCACCUAUUUCAGAUGUAGCCACUGUGUCUGAAGGAGCACCAAAAGACACAUUUCUCAUGUUAGUGACGGUUUACGAUGCAGAUUCAGGAGAAAAUGGAGAAGUGAGUGUUGUCGUUAAAGAAGGAUCUGGUCCUUUUAAACUUAAACAUAUUGAUGGUCACAAUUUUAAGAUAGUUACUAGUGGAAUUCUGGAUCGAGAGGAGGUUAUGAACUAUAACAUCACACUUCUUGCUCAGGAUCAUGGGACCCCCACGUUGUUUUCUGUUGAAUAUCUGCCUGUUUCUGUUCUGGAUGAAAAUGACAACACCCCCGUGUUUUCUGCUUUUGCUUAUAGAGUAUGCUUUAAAGAGAACAAUAUAGCAGACUAUAAAUUUCUUCAGGUUGAAGCCCAUGAUGAUGAUCUGGCACUCAAUGGAAAAGUAUCAUACAGCAUAAGGGAUGAUGCUGAUCUAAAUACUAAAACAAAAUCUUUCUACAUUCACCCAACAACUGGAAUCAUAGGUGUCCAUCAUUCUUUAGACUUUGAGGAAUCAAACACAUACUCUUUCAUUGUUGAGGCUGUGGACUACGGACAUCCACCACUGACAGGCACGACCACUGUGCAGAUUGAACUUGAGGAUGUAAAUGACAAUGUCCCAGUCAUCAAAGAGCCAAAACCAGGAAAGGGUGUGGUUUCUGUAAGCAUACCAGUUAAUGUAUACGACGGAAAGAUUGUGACCGAGCUUGGAAAUGACAUAGAAGAAACGCCCAUCACUUUGCCAAUGAACCUUUUAGAUAAGGAAGAACUCACUGGAUAUCUUGCAUCCACAAUAAAGGCUGAAGAUCUAGACUCAGGACUCAAUGGACAACUGAAGUAUUUGAUCACUAAUGGAAACCCUAAGGACCUUUUCUGGAUGGAACAAGCUACAGGCCAGCUAUUUGUCAACACCAGUAAUGCCACUGAGCUCAUUGGACGAACAUUUAUGAUGGAACUUAUUGUAUCUGAUAUGGGCACUCCAAGUUUGGACACUAAAGCAACCCUGGAGGUGACUUUUAUCAACCUCAAAGAUCACCUCAAGAACUCAUCACCAGGUCAUCAAGGGCAUUUCAGCUUCACCAUGAUGAUUGCAAUUUGCCUUGGUGCUACAUCUCUGCUUCUUUUGCUAACCAUUGCUUUGGUGACAACGUUUUGCAGACCCGAGAAAAGGAGUAAUCGGGCUUACAACUGCAGACAAGCUGAAUCAAGCUACACACGCCAUCCUCGACGGCCACAGAACAACAUUAAGAAAUCAGACAUCCAGCUAAUUCCUGUUAUGCGCUGGCAGAAGGAGGAGCCACCAGAAGAUGACAGUGAUAGUGAGGUCCAGCCACUGACUCCACCUCCACUGUCAGAAGAUCGAAAAACUGAGAGGAAUUACAAUUGUGUACCAUUGAGCUGCAAUUUGCUUGGCUUCCCAAAAACAGAGGCCCCUGAACAUGUCACCCAUCAUUGCAAAACACUCAGGAAACCUGCAGACAUUGAACUUGAUGGCACUUUGACUUUCCCACCAGCCACAUCAUCUUCCACCCUUAACAAAACCAGAAAUCCUUCAUCCUCCUCAUCUUCAGUCUCACAUUUCAGCACCUUGAGGUAUAACAAGCCACACCCCAAAGAAGUGACAAACCCAACACGCUCAGCAUCUCAAACUACUUUAAGGAGACCAAAGAUGUCAGAUGGUCAAGAAGCACAUGAUGCAGAACACCAGCAAAUGCUUUGCAACCUGGUUCGUCUCUCCAUGGCUGCAUUUGGAGACUCCAUCGAGCUCUCCUCCGCUUCUCCAGAGGUGCAGCAGAUCUCCCAGCUCCUCUCUCUUCUCCGACAGGGUCAACUACAGCCAAGAACAAACUUCCGUGGAAACAAAUAUUCAAAUCGCAAUGGCAGAUAUGGAGGUCAAGAGUGUUCAGACUGGCAGAGCACUAAAGACAGUGGACAUGGUGAAAGUGAGGCUGGAGAUGUGGACUGGGAACCAGGACGAGAGUCGCCGAUAGAACCACAACUGGAGGAGGACCUCAACACUUUGCUCAAUAAUCCAGAUGAUGUUUUCUCUGAGGUCAGCAACCACGCCUGGAUGGCCAGACUCUCCUUGCCCCUCACAAUUGAUUACCAUGAAAAUAUUUUUGUUCCCAACGAGCGUCCAUCCCCAGAAAGUGAGCUGCUGCCACAGGAAGGCCUGGACCCCACAUCCUCUUUCUCCACCUUUGGUAAAACUCCAGAGAAGGUUGGUCCUGUGGGUGAAGCUUUGCUGUCUGAGGUCAGCACGCUGUUCAAGAUGUUGAUGACUCAGAAGGCCGACACACAUCCAGGCCCUCGUCCCGAUGUCCUGUACAGACUGUCAGCAGCUUACCACCACUCUCUGGGCUUGGAUACCACCACAGCCGCUGCAGGAAACCCACCAAAGAAUUGUGGAGAAAAAAGGGCAACUCCAGCUACGUCUUCACCAUUUUAUCAUUAAUGGACCCUUCAUCAAAACAGCAUUGGCAAAGACUGACAUGCAGAUGACAAGAAUGCUUGGGCAACUAAAAGGAAUUAUGCAAUAUAACCAGAAUUUACAUCUUUUGCAGCUGUAAACAAAAAGAUUAGAUUAAAAAGCUAUGUAGUUUUGUUUUAAUGAGAGAAAGCAAUAAAAGCUGAAGAUAUGCUAUAUUCAGAUGGUUACAUCUAAGGCUCCUU
This is a messenger RNA of Nematolebias whitei (Rio pearlfish), 3743 nucleotides long. RefSeq names its product protocadherin 12 (gene pcdh12). Gene Ontology annotation, cellular component: plasma membrane. Gene Ontology annotation, molecular function: calcium ion binding. The transcript is spliced from 6 exons. The coding region runs from base 1 to 3525 and encodes 1174 amino acids. Gene Ontology annotation, biological process: homophilic cell-cell adhesion. Lineage: Eukaryota; Metazoa; Chordata; Actinopteri; Cyprinodontiformes; Rivulidae. The record is from RefSeq and is a predicted model, not a curated record.